Molecule: messenger RNA, 4541 nt
Organism: Acanthopagrus latus (yellowfin seabream)
Lineage: Eukaryota; Metazoa; Chordata; Actinopteri; Spariformes; Sparidae
Gene: tpd52l2b
Product: tpd52 like 2b
Exons: 9
Coding region: 269-964 (231 amino acids)
Cellular component (GO): cytoplasm
Source: RefSeq, a predicted model, not a curated record
GUCGCUUCACAGACCGGAGCAGUUGAAGCUGAGCUGGCUGUCGGGCUGUUUUGGGUGUUCGGAGCUGAGUUCCUGUCGACGACUUUCUCUGAGUGCGAGCAGUCGCUUUGAAAAAAAAAAAAACAAAAAAAAAAACAGGAAGAUUUCAACACACCGAGUGGAAAAGCUCGCUGUCAGCAGUCUGCUGUCCACACUUCACUCUUCACACCAGACCGACUUGAACUUUUCUGACGGAGAACAGGAGCUCCAGCUCGGUCGGAUCGACGCCAUGGACCCCGCCAGUCAAGAUAUCAACCUGAACUCUCCUAACAAGGGUCUCGUUGUGGAUCAAGCAGAAAGUCUGUCCGAUGUGCCGGUGGAGGGAGCCGUCGGAAACUCGGUCAACCCUCUUCCACCGGGCCUGACGGAGGAGGAGGCUGAGGAGCUCCGCACCGAGCUCACCAAGGUGGAGGAAGAGAUCAACACCCUGCGUCAGGUUCUGUCAGCCAAAGAGAGACACGCCGCCGAGCUGAAGAGGAAGCUCGGCCUCAGCCCGCUCAACGAACUCAGUCAGAAAAUCAACAAGAGCUGGCAAGAAGUACAGACCUCCAAUGCCUAUGUGGCAACCGCUGAGAAACUGGGCGAGUGGAAUGAGAGAGUUACCAGUUUGGAGCUAUACAAGAAGACUCAGGAGACUCUCUCCCAGGCGGGACAGAAGACCAGUGCAGCUCUCAACACAGUGGGCACGGUCAUCAGCAGGAGACUGGGCGACAUGAGAGCUCUACCUUUCUCUAAUUCCUUUAGUAGCAACUAUUCCAUUCGCCACUCGAUAAGUAUGCCCGCCAUGAGGAACUCUGCGACCUUCAAGUCAUUUGAGGAUAAAAUGGGGAACCUGAAGUAUAAGGUCGUCGGCCCCAAAGGAAACGGAGAUGCCGUCAGCUCCCCCACCGACACCACCCCGACUCAGGAGAACCCGCCUUUCUGAACGCAUCCCUCCUCCUCCUCCUCCUCCUCCUCUUCCUCCUCCUCGCCGCCACCUUCCUCACGACCUGAGACUGUACUGUUAUCACCUCACAUCGCGGAGUCAGCCCUGACCUUUGACCCUCCACCUCACCGACUCGCCUCUGCUCCUGUUCGUCCCCAAGAUCUGUAAACUCCCUGACGGGUGGAGGUGACGGACUCGUGGUGGGACGAGCUUUCCCCGCCGGUCCCGUCGCUGCUGGUCUCCACUCUUCUGCCUCGCUGAUGGGGAAAAGGAAAAUGUUUUGCUGAUGUCUAAACCUGAGAAAUUUUACAAGACCUUUGCUUUGUUACAUCUCCACCUCCUGCCUCCACACAAACUCCCCCCUUUUGUUAGCGAAUCACCUGGCUAAAGACGGGGCUGGGAAAAAAAAAAAGAAACAGGCAUUAGAAGAUGUCAGGUUCUUUAAACUAAAUCAGAAAUGAUGCAUCUAAUUCUGGGAGUAGGGUUUGUCUGUCGUUAAUCAAAGAGGAACCCUGCAGGAGUGUUUUUGAGCCCAAACUGGUGAGUUUAGGGAACCCGGAUAUCUGCAGGCUGAGGGUGGAGGAGCUGCUUCUUACGGGCAUAAGCAAGAUGGUGGUUUAUAUUCUACUUAAACCUACUAAUUCUGUCUUCUUGUUUCUGACUGCUGUCGUGUACUUACAUCAUACAUUCAUACCCAGUUUACUUCACAGCUCCGUGACGUGAACUACACCCGCAGGUUAAGAGGUUGGUGGUUAGACUGGGGAGGGGGGUCAGGGGUCACAUGGGGGGGCAGGAUCCAGCACAUCUCACCCUUCUUAGACCCACUACUGCUACAUGCAUGUGCAUAUCUCAUCUCAGUUGUACCAUACCAACCAUGCAAAGACGACCGAGGUCUCGUGUAAAACCCCUGAAACCACCCAGGAUGUAAAAAAAACAAAAAACAGGAUGAAAACCUUAAAACCAUUUUGUAUUAAAACUAUUUUACACUGCUUUGCAUAAUGUUUUUACAUAACUUUUAUCAAUAUGUAUAAAUAUAUAUGAAUAAAUAUAUUGUCGCUGAUUGCUGCUCAACGGUGGCGAUCAGUCUGGGAGGUUUAAGGAAGGAAAAAAAAAAGCAGCGAGAGGAAAAACAAACUUAAAACAAUGUGGAAAAAACAAAGCGCGGGUCAGUUUCACAGGCGUCCUCGUCUGUCAGGAGAUUCUCUGUUUUUAAAGUACGUUUGUGGUCCGUGUGUGAAACUGACCCAGUAAUCAGCAGCAGGUCAGAACCAGAGCGGAAGGAGGAACGUCACGGAGUCGGUGGUCAUUUGACAAACUGAGCGUACGUGCCGCCAUUUGCAAGUCAAACUAAAACCUCUCAAGAAGAUGUGAAGCCGCUCUGACUGCGUUUCCUCUCAGCCUGGUUCGAUGGCUUCUCUCCUGCUGUUAACACAAUGUGAGACGAUGCUUUGCUGUGUACACUACCUGGUGAAUGUCAAACGCUUCUCUAUCGGCCUUACUCACUUUAAACGUGUCACCCGUUAAUAUGAUUUAGCUGGUAGGAAAAAGAAAUAGUUUCCCUUUUUGUUCCUUUUUAUUUUUUUCUUUAGUUGCACAGACUGGUUUGAUUUGAGGGACGGGGAGUUAGCGGUAAAAUGUGGAGGAUCCGACGAGCCACAAAAUGUGUCAUGGAAAAAGAUCUUUGCCAACAAGCCCUGAAUGCACACGUGAACAUACCAACGCACUCCUGUUAACACACUAAAUGCUACUAAUGCCCUGAACGCUUGCACACACACACACACACACACACACCUGCUGCGUGAGGCCAAACUAACACAAACGUCUUGUACAGAACCACUGUUGCUCUUAUUGUCGUGCAGAAAACAGAAGCUCUUACAAACAACUCGGCCUCAGAAACGGUGACGGUAAACGUGAAAGCGCCGAGUCGUGCAGCACCGUCACUUUUGCUAUGCUAAAUGCUAAAACUUGCUGAUUAAAUAGCAGCACCGCCUCCGGUUGUUUGACAUAAUGUGACAUUAAUGUUAGUGAAAUUUCACAGCCAAAAAAUGUGAGGCCAACUCAUGGACAACUUGCCAAAAUCUUCUCAAACUAUUGCUGUUAAGGAACCGAAUUUACUUAAUGAACUGAUGUUGUGUCGGUGUCGCCGCACAGACACAUCUGCCAAAAAUCUUCACAGAGACACAAUAUUGCUCUUGUAUCCUGUCGUGAGUGGUUUAUUGAGGCAGUAGAAAAAGGGUAAACAUAAAGGAAGCCUGUUUCUGCCAGUUAAAGUAGUUAUGACAUUCAAAAGUUAAAAUUAGGAGAUAAAAAAUGUAAAAUUGUGAGAGAAAGAAUUCCAAAUUAUGAAAACUGAAAAGGUUAAAAGUCAAAAUUAUGACACAAACUUGAAAUUAUGAGAGAAAACGUUGGAUUUCUGAGAACAAAAACCAAAGUUAUUUGCUAAAAAAUGUAUAAUUACAAGAUUAAAUCUAAAAGUUGAAAUUACAGUACGAGACAAAAAGUAAAAAUAAUCAUAAUUUCAACACUAAAAUUUCCAUCACUUUUUUUUUCUUUAACGGGCAGAAAUGGGCCUCUAUAUAAAAAUGACAUGUUGUAUACCUUUAUUAAUAUAGUUGAUAAUUAAAUGAUUUACGCUAAAAUUCCCCACUAAGAUUUAAACUUUCUUCUAGACCAAUAAAAGAGCAGAAAACAGUAGAAGAGAAACUGAAGACCAGAUAAAAAAAAAAGAAGAAACAGCUGGAUGUGAGAGUUAAAAUGAUCAAACAUGUAAUAAAAACACAGCAGACAAACAUCAGUCUGCUGCCGGUGUAUCAUAACUUAAGUGUAUUUUCUUGUUUUGUUUGUGUUGAUCAUUUUGGUAGUUUAAUAUAUUCCUGUUAGAUGUUUUCUUUUGGUUUUACGUCUGUUUUUUUUUCGGAGAGGUGGAGCUUUUGAGGGGAUUUAUUUGUACAAAUAAUUUGCCAUCAUUUAAAAACAAAGUUGCCAAUAUUUAAAAUAUCUGUUACAGACUUUAUUUCUUUCUUUCCGCCUCUGAAUCUCACCGAGUCUCUGAUGUUCUGCCUCACCAAGAUAAGAAAAAAAAAAAAAAACAAGAUGCUCACGAGCAGGAAAAUAUUAAUCUCAAGUCAUUUACUUCAGAUUUGAGUCCUAAAGUCAGAUUUUUCUCACACAAAGUGGAAGAAAUUCACUCAUAGCUGAUGCUUGUCGGUGUGAGAAACACGAUUUGAAGAUUUGAAUUAAAUGACUUGUUAGGAUGAAACUUUGCUCUGCAGUGUCGCUGUCGCCUGUUUAAAGCUGCAAUCCGUUUAGUUUUUUUUGGAGACUGAUGAUGAAAAGGGUGAUGUACUUUUGUUUUGGGUGCCAUUGGGAAGUGCAGCACAUGACGAGCCUGCUUAGAGCCAGCCGCCGCAGAGGCUGGAGGACAGUAGAGUAAUUAUAGCUUUAUUUAGGUCCCGGGACGGGCUGAUGUAGAUUAUUAAAAGGGAUCAGCUUUGAAAGGUUAUGGCGAAAUAAUUAAAAACACAUUUUGGUUUUGUUGUAUAUGUUUGGAUAUCAAUAAAGCAUUCCUUUAAAUGAC